GCCCUGCGGAUACGGGGGGCCUACGGACUCCACUCCAGGGGCCCGGCCAACGAGAUCCCUCCUCCGGCCUCUCCUAUUCCCCUCGCCGGGUCACUUCCUGUCCCCUUAAUGGUGAGCCGUGCCCCUCACGGACAGGCGCACCUGAGAAAGGGGUCGGGAGAGACCCAGAGGCUCAGAGAACUGCAUCACUGCUAGCUUGUUGUGAAACCAGCAGUUUCCACCGCAGCGCCCGGUAUUCCAAGCUUCUCCAUCCCUCCAACCUAGGAUUAAGGCUCCUGGUCUCUUCUGCCUCACUCAGGAGUGUGCACGUUUACUCUCCUAGGUCACAGUGUCCCCUAAAUCUCAUUUCCUGUCUAGCAGACAUGUGGGCGCCCAGCCCCCGCCAGCUCUGCCUGGGCUUCCUCUUCAUCUGCGUCCUCUCAGGGAUAUCUUUCUUUCUCUACCUCCAAGACAUAUUCCAAAAUGGCCUUGGCCUAUCUGCGCUGUGUCCGGACCGACACCUGCGGGCAUCCCCAGUAGCCAUCUUAUGCUUGCCGGGCACUGCAUUGGACUCCAACACCUCUUACUGUCCUCAGCACCCUGCCGCUCUCUCCGGAACCUGGACCAUCCACCCCGAUGGCCGCUUUGGUAACCAGAUGGGACAGUAUGCCACACUGCUCGCCCUGGCCCAGCUCAACGGCCGCCGUGCCUUCAUCCUGCCCGCCAUGCACGCAGCCCUGGCCCCUGUGUUCCGGAUCACCCUGCCCGUGCUGGCCCCUGAGGUGGACGGCCACACACCGUGGCAGAGGCUACAGCUGCACGACUGGAUGUCCGAGGAGUAUUCCCGCUUGAAGGACCCCUUUUUAAAGCUCUCCGGCUUCCCCUGCUCUUGGACUUUCUUCCACCAUCUCCGGGAACAGAUCCGAAGUGAGUUCACCCUUCAUGACCACCUUCGGGAGGAGGCUCAGGGAUUCCUGAGGAAGCUCCGCCUUGGCCACCUGGGGUCCCGGCCACACACUUUCGUGGGGGUCCACGUACGCCGUGGGGACUAUGUACAGCUGAUGCCCCAGCACUGGAAGGGUGUGAUAGGUGACCGAGCUUACCUCCAGCAGGCCAUGGACUGGUUCCGGGCCCGGCACGAGGGUCCCAUCUUUGUGGUCACCAGCAAUGGCAUGGAAUGGUGCAGGGAAAACAUCGAUACCUCCAAGGGUGAUGUGGUCUUCGCGGGCGAUGGGCAGGAAGGCUCGCCAGGGAAGGAUUUCGCCCUCCUCCUGCAGUGCAACCACACUAUCAUAACCAUUGGCACCUUUGGCUUCUGGGCCGCCUACCUGGCUGGAGGGGACACUGUCUACCUGGCCAACUUCACCCUGCCAGACUCUAAGUUCCUGAAUAUCUUUAAGCCUGAGGCCGCCUUCCUGCCAGAGUGGGUGGGCAUCAGUGCUGACCUGUCUUCCCUCCAGGCACCCAACAUGUGGACGUGGCCUUGGAAGAAACUAGGGAGGCUUUAUGUGUAGACGGGAUCGAUCUAAAGCCACUCUCUGGAGGCCUGGUGGCUUCUGGGUAAGCCAACAGAGUGGUCCUGGAACAGAUGGCACCCAUUUCAGCGUGAUUCUCCUGGCUAGACUUGGAAAGAAGCGGGGGCUUUCUGGAACUGCUGAACACUCUAGAACCAGCAGAACUUAUUUUCCCGUUGGCCGGUAAUAUCUAGAGAAGCUUGUGGCAGCUCUAGAGAAGUUGUAGUGCCCAUCUGUUCUGCUCUUUCCUGUCCAUAUCCAUAGGACUCCUGAAUGGCUGCUUCCCUUGUAGAGUUAACCAUCUUUAUCUUUUCUAGAUAAGGUGUUACUUUUCCCCUGGGUCUUCAACAGACUGGAGGAAUUCAUGGGUUAUCUAGAGCAAGCAUGUACCAACUCCAUUUCUGAGUGAUUCUAGAAGGGGGAUUGUUCUAGAGAGGACUAGGCUGAAAGCCCGCAAAGAACCCUGCAGGGCCCUUCCAGAGGAGACAGGUUCCAGAGUUCUACAUCACUCUAGGGAAGAAUCUACAAGGCCACAACUGGAAGCUCAGCAUCCCACCACUGCCAGAGAGAUGGGAACAGGACAGCCUUUUGCCUUGUUCAUAGGCUCUAGAAAAGCUGGGGCAGUUGGGAACAGAGCUGAACUCUGACCAACCCUCAGCCCAGGAAAAAGCCUCAGAAUUGCGUUUUGAGCAGAUAGACUAAAUCACAGGUGAGAGGAGAGAGAUAGCUAUAGUUGAAAUGCUGCAGCUUUAAAGCACAAACUUCCAGAGAUCCAGCGACACUAUUUUCUUUUUAAACUCAAAACUGCCAAAGACAGAAAUGGCACAUAUUGGCUCUGGGUUUAAGAUCAAGGAAGCUUCCUCCUCUGCAGUCUACCACUGAGGAUCUGGGUUCUGUUUUCUGCAGGUCGGAAGACUGCAGAAAGCUGGGGCGAUUGUGAUCCUUGGCAACUGUUGUGUAUCCCCGAGCUCCCAGAACCACUGCCUCUGGCUUUGGGCAGAUACGGAAUGAGUAGACCUAAGGAUGUACAGAUCCCGCAGCCCAGCUCAAGCUCAGGCAGGAGCACAGGGUCUGAUUAAGGAGCACUCCAAUUUCAGGAGCUCUUGCUGCUUAUUUGGAUGGUGAAGGAAGAUGUCCUAGAUACAGUGAAAUCUAAUUGUGCCUCAUUCCAAGAACCUGGAUCGCUAGUCUUCUCAGGGAAUUUCAGGGUACCAGUCCCUAUUCCCCUGCCACAGACUGGAGUGGGGGUGUGAAUUAAAAGUCUCUAUCACCAAUCCCUGUCUCUGCAGGUAUUUUGGAGCUGUGUGUGUCAAGUGCAUGUGUGUGUUAAAGUGAAGGGAAAAGCAGAGAGUUUCCAGGGACUGCUUUUUCUGAUAC
Messenger RNA from Fukomys damarensis (Damara mole-rat), 2870 nucleotides. RefSeq names its product fucosyltransferase 1 (H blood group) (gene Fut1). The record is from RefSeq and is a predicted model, not a curated record. Lineage: Eukaryota; Metazoa; Chordata; Mammalia; Rodentia; Bathyergidae. The transcript has a single exon. Gene Ontology annotation, molecular function: galactoside 2-alpha-L-fucosyltransferase activity. Gene Ontology annotation, cellular component: membrane. The coding region runs from base 363 to 1493 and encodes 376 amino acids. Gene Ontology annotation, biological process: carbohydrate metabolic process.